AACACUCUCUCUCAGAAGGGUUUUUACGCACUGUACUAUUCCAAAAGCCCUGCUCCAAAAUAUUCCGAGAGAGGAGAGCAGAGGAGAGCCCGCUUCGUUUGCUCCACCGGGUGCUCAGUCGCUGCAAGAAUGGCCUCGGUCGCCGCCAGAUCCAUCUUCCGGUCGACCUCCGUACGCAGCGCCGCGUCGAGGCUGGCAUCCGGUGCCUCCAAAUCCGCUCGGUCGCCGCCUCGCGCCGCGGUCAACCGGCCUCUUUCUCAUCGGAUUUUCAGGAGUCCCGUGGAGAUGAGUGCCUGUGCGGAGACGAUGUUGCCUUACCACACCGCUACUUCCUCGGCAUUGAUGACCUCGAUGCUCUCCAUCUCUCGCCGUUCCUAUGGAUGGCUUCCUGAUGCUUGCAAUGAUGACGUGUAAUGAGUGCUCAAGGGGUUCAUUCUGUGCAAGUUCUUAGAGCUUAGAAGCUGAAUGAGCUGCAGAGCAAACCAGUUGAUACUGUGUUCUAUGUCUAGAUGGACUAACAUCAAGCUGGUUGUAGUUUCUUUGCCUUAAGUGUGAUGCUUCGCUUGGCAACCAGAAAUUUCUAUUAGGCUAAGGUUUAUAUGGGUUUUUGGUGGAACUCUUCUGCCAAGUUUUGCCUACAAUCAGUUUUUUAUCAAACAGAAUGCUGAUUCUGACGUUCAAUCAGCUUGCAAUGAUGAUGUAUGACCAACAUUGAACGGCAUCGGGACAAGUGUUGUCAAAGAGUUCAUGCAUCUGAGAGAUCGUGCAUUGAGGUCCUGGCAAUCCUGUUAUGGAAUAUUCUCUCUUUCGUCUUGUUCUCUCCUCUUGGCUUUGCUUCUAAAACAAUCCUCUUGAAUGUUUAGGAUCAAAGCUGUCAUGUUUCUCAAUCUGUUCUUUCUUUAUUACCCUGACGAGAAAGUUUUUAUAGCUGUAUUGCUACAUUACUUCUUUAGUUCAUUAUGACUAUAAUGUAAUGGCGCAGAGCAGUUUGUUUAGACCGUGCCAAAGAAGGUUUA
Molecule: messenger RNA, 1016 nt
Organism: Rhodamnia argentea
Lineage: Eukaryota; Viridiplantae; Streptophyta; Magnoliopsida; Myrtales; Myrtaceae
Product: protein NUCLEAR FUSION DEFECTIVE 6, mitochondrial-like
Exons: 3
Coding region: 130-414 (94 amino acids)
Cellular component (GO): mitochondrion
Source: RefSeq, a predicted model, not a curated record